AUGGUAUUGUUCGUUGCCUUGCCUGAACGGGCUUGUUUGCGGUCAAGUGUGGCAGCUGUGAAGGUGAACUCCCGUGGCAAGCAGGUUCGAGACGAGGGCGUGCGAGUGGAGCUUUACGAUCAAGUGGAAGGCGGUGGGGAUGCCAUGAACGCUGUAUAUGAUGGUGUUAUUUUCAAGGCAAUUUCGAAGACCAAGCAAAAUACGCCGAGAGCGCCCCAAUCAACGUCUGCAACUGCAUGUACGCACUAUCAAUACUGUAUUGAGACUGGACUGCAUGGCAAUAUUGGCGUCAUGUUAACAAUAGAUAUUUCUCCGAUAUUGAUGCAGUCGUUGGUGCUCGAGUCGAAGUCUCCGUCGGUGAUGGCGUCGGGCCAUAACCAGUGGGUUGUGCUGCGUAAGCAGAGUACUGGGUUGUUAGUUAACGUAUCUAUCCACCCUUCACUCGGUUGCCCAAAGUCUCGUAGUCGCCCUAAUGCAAUGACGGUGGAGACGACAAAUGGCAUUACUGGUAGCGGCGAGCAAGAUUGGUCAAUAUCGAUGUGA
Molecule: messenger RNA, 543 nt
Organism: Peronospora belbahrii
Lineage: Eukaryota; Oomycota; Peronosporomycetes; Peronosporales; Peronosporaceae
Source: the annotation of a GenBank genome assembly